ACAUCAAUUACAAGCUCAUGAAGAAAAAAGUGAAACAAUAUGCUUGCCAAGUUGAAACCGGAGGCUAUGAACGUAGAUAUGUUCUCAAAGACUUCUCAAGAAUGCUCGAUAAUCAAAUUGAAAAAAUUGUUCUUUUUCUAUUGGAGCAACAAGGGAUUCUUGGUGGCAGGAUAGCCAAGCUUGGAGAACAACAAGAAAUGCUUCAAACCGAGCUUGAUCUACCGAGAAUAGCUUCUUUACAAGAAGCCUAUAGAGACAUUGGAAGAGAUCUACUAAAGCUUCUAUUUUUUGUUGAGAUAAACGCAAUCGGACUUCGAAAGAUACUUAAAAAGUUUGAUAAACGUUUAGGAUACAGGUUUACCGAUUAUUAUGUUAAGACGCGUGCAAAUCAUCCUUAUUCUCAGCUUCAACAAGUCUUCCAGCAUGUGGGUUUAGGGGCGGUUGUGGGAGCCAUAUCUCGAAAUCUAGCGGAACUUGAUGAUUUUCAAGGGAGUUACCUGUCGAUUUAUGAUCAACCGGCUCGUCCUUUUCAGGAUCCUGUGAUCGACUCCAUAAAAGCGGCGGUAGACAGAUUAUCUCACUCAACAAACUUCCUCACUUAUUUGGGGCAACAUGCUCUUAUCAUACACGAAGAAUUACCAACGCCUAACGUAGAACUUGUUGAUGAUCAAAGAUACCAUUUCGUGUCACUUUUGUUAAACUUGGUGAACACAUUCCUUUACAUGGUGAAUACAUAUAUUAUUGUCCCAACAGCAGAUGAUUACUCCGCGAGUCUAGGAGCUGCACCAACUGUUUGUGGGAUUGUUAUUGGUGCAAUGGCUGUUGCGCAGAUAUUUUCUUCGGUUUAUUUUAGUGCUUGGUCUAAUAAAUCGUACUUCAAACCGUUGAUCUUUAGCAGCAUUGUUCUUUUUGUGGGCAAUGUAAUGUAUGCAUUGGCUUAUGAUUUUGACUCGAUAACCGUGCUUUUACUCGGCCGCCUGUUUUGCGGUCUUGGAUCUGCUAGAGCGGUGAACCGGCGAUAUAUAAGUGAUUGUGUACCUCUCAACAUCCGAAUGCAAGCCUCCGCCGGUUUUGUUAGUGCUAGUGCUCUUGGAAUGGCUUGUGGCCCUGCAAUUGCUGGAUUAUUACAAGUUAAAUUCAAGGUUUACACGAUCACUAUUAACCAAAACACGUCGCCUGGUUGGGUUAUGGCUGUCGCAUGGGUGUUUUAUUUGAUAUGGCUCUCGGUUUCAUUUAAAGAACCCGGUCAUCUCUCUCAAGGAGUUGUUAAUGUGCCUGAAUGUAGCACAAGUCUAGGAGAGAGUGAUGCGCUUGAAAACGGUGCAACACAACCGUUACUUGUAAGUUCACAAGCGCACAAAGAUGAUGUAGCCGAAGAUCAAGAAUGUGACAUGAGUGAAGUGCCUUCAGAAGACUCACAUGCACCGAUUAAUUCCAUAGGUGCAGCAUAUAAGUUACUCACACCUUCUGUAAAGGUUCAGUUGUUUAUAUAUUUCAUGCUCAAGUAUGCAACAGAGAUCUUGUUGGCAGAAUCGAGUGUCAUCACUUCAUACUACUUCCACUGGACUACAAGUCAAGUUUCAAUAUUUCUUGUAUGCCUUGGCCUAACUGUUCUUCCGGUGAACAUGAUUGUUGGAAGCAAUAUCAGCAACAAGUUUGAAGACAGACAAAUUUUACUAGCAUCAGAAAUCAUGGUUUGUUUGGGAAUUGCAGCAAGUUUUCACAUUAUAGUGCCUUAUACCGUGAUUCAAUAUGUCGUAUCAGGACUUGUUAUGUUUGUUUCUGCUGAAGUUUUAGAAGGUGUGAACUUGUCACUUUUAUCGCGUGUAAUGUCAUCGCGACUAUCUCGUGGGACUUUUAACGGUGGACUACUGUCAACUGAAGCCGGGACUAUAGCAAGAGUGAUUGCAGAUGCUACUAUUACAUUAGGAGGGUCUGUGGGUGAGAGUAGACUCUUGAAUGUUACUUUACUACCAUCAUUAUUGAUCUGCAUAUUGGCGAUUAUUGCCACGGGUUUGACCUACAAUUCUCAAUACUAAAUCGCGAUGUUUGGCAACUUAGGCUGAGUUAAUGUCUUGAGUCUGAAUUAUACGUUCCAGGCUCAUGUGGAGGUUGGGGGGGGGG
Helianthus annuus (common sunflower) is the source of this 2124-nucleotide messenger RNA. RefSeq names its product SPX domain-containing membrane protein At4g22990-like. Bases 18 to 2039 code for a protein of 673 amino acids. NCBI's taxonomy places the organism in Eukaryota, Viridiplantae, Streptophyta, Magnoliopsida, Asterales, Asteraceae. The transcript has 9 exons. Gene Ontology annotation, biological process: transmembrane phosphate ion transport from cytosol to vacuole. Gene Ontology annotation, cellular component: plant-type vacuole membrane. The record is from RefSeq and is a predicted model, not a curated record. Gene Ontology annotation, molecular function: transmembrane transporter activity.